CGCCAAACUCCGCUGUUCCCGGGCCCGCUGAAUCCGGCUGCAGCACCGCACCGCACACAGCGCGCACCGCCACCCUGACGUAGGUUAUUUGGCCACGCUGGUGUCAGCCACAUGUGUCCUCGUCCCCUGCCACUAAAGAAAGAAAACCAAGCUUGCUCGCCCCAAAAUCCUCGUCCCGGCUCCACGCCGGCCGUCCAUCGUCAUCAACAAUCGCCCCCUCGACAAAUUCUCCCUCCCUCCCCCUCGUCGUCGCCUUUGCUUGCUGAAGUGCGCUUGUCCUUUGUGAUUAGCUUGCGACCACUGCUGCAGAGCGCUACACCAAACCGGGCAGACAUACGUCACGAUAGUUAGCCUGUUCUGCUGCUGCUGACCAUCUAUCUGCGCAUCAUACACACACAUUGUCGCUCGAAACACAGCUGCUGCUGCCAUGGCUCGAUCAAAGAGAGGGGUUAGGUUCCCCGCAAGGCGCAACAGCAACGAACUGAGCGGAUCCGAAGGGCGUCGGUCAAGCUUCAGUGAUGUGAGUGAAGAUGGUUCCUCCAGAGCAAAGGAUGCACUUAAAGCAACCCUGGAACCCGUGGAAGAGGUACGGAGACGAAAAGAGAAAAAAGAAGAUUGCCGAACCCGCAGCGGCUUGGAACUGUUUAUUCCACAUGAUGUUUUUUUUCUUGUUUAUCCUCUGCGACGGUCCGGUCCAAGAACGAAAUGCGCUAACCUUUCUGCUCCUUCUAGAAACCACCUACGCCCGAAGACCAAAAAGCCGAAUAUGAAAAGAAAAAGGCCAACUUCUGGACACGCACCAUUUGGACCUUGAUCAUGAUUGCCGGGUUCUUCAUUGCCCUCUUCAUGGGCCACAUCUACAUCAUCGCCAUUGUCACCGCCGUCCAGAUCAUCUCCUUCAAAGAGGUCAUUGCCAUUGCCAACGUCCCCAGCCGCGCCCGCUCCCUUAAGUCCACUAAGAGCCUCAACUGGUACUGGCUGGCCACGACAAUGUACUUCCUCUACGGCGAGAGCGUCAUCUACUACUUCAAGCACAUUGUGCUCGUCGACAAGGUCCUGCUGCCUCUUGCCCACCACCACCGCUUCAUCAGCUUCAUUCUCUACGUUUUCGGCUUCGUCUUCUUCGUCGCCUCCCUCCAGGCCGGCCACUACAAGUUCCAAUUCACCAACUUUGCGUGGACGCACAUGGCCCUCUACUUGAUCGUCGUCCAGGCCCACUUUGUCAUGAACAACAUUUUUGAAGGCAUGAUCUGGUUCUUCCUCCCCGCUGCUCUUGUCAUCACCAACGAUAUCUGGGCAUACAUUUGCGGUAUCGCCUUUGGUCGCACCCAGCUCAUCAAGCUUUCUCCCAAGAAGACCGUGGAAGGCUUUGUUGGCGCUUGGAUCAUGACUGUCAUUUUCGGCAUGCUGCUCUGCAACCUUAUGAUGCGCUCCAAGUUCUUCAUCUGCCCUGUCAACGAUCUCGGUGCCAACAUCUUCACUGGACUCGAAUGCGAUCCCAACCCAGUCUUCCUGCCCCGAACUUACGAGAUCCCGCAAUUCUUCUUCCUUCCUUCGUACCCCACGACCACGAUUACGUUUGCGCCGCUGCAGCUCCACGCCCUUGUCCUCGCUUCUUUCGCAUCUCUCAUUGCACCUUUCGGUGGUUUCUUUGCAUCUGGCUUGAAGCGUAGCUUCAAGAUCAAGGACUUUGGUGACUCCAUCCCCGGCCAUGGUGGUAUGACUGACCGAAUGGACUGCCAAUUCAUCAUGGGCUUCUUUGCAUACAUGUACUACCACACCUUUAUUGCGGUUUACAAGGCUAGCGUUGGCUCCGUUCUAGAGACUGCCAUUACACGACUAGGCUACGAUGAGCAAGUCGAGCUCGUCAAGAGCAUGUGCCGAUAUCUCGGUAACCAGGGUGUCGUGCCUGAGGAGUUGGCGGCGUGCAUUGAGUUUGCCACUCGCGCCUAAUUGAUGGAUUAAGAUUACAUGUUGCUUUAGUAUUUUAACUUUGCUGGUUUCUUUGUGCUUUUGCUUUUCAUUUCACUUAUUUCCCCCAUUGUUUACUUCCUCUUUCGAGGCCAAUACGCAACUCUUCUCAUUUUGUACCAUAAGCCGCAGUAACACGGCAAACUGUACAUUCGGUGUGUGGUUGGAUGAAGUAGCUUUCUAGCUAGUCACAAAAGAAAGAACUAUCAUGUCC
Messenger RNA from [Torrubiella] hemipterigena, 2185 nucleotides. The record is from the annotation of a GenBank genome assembly. NCBI's taxonomy places the organism in Eukaryota, Fungi, Ascomycota, Sordariomycetes, Hypocreales, Clavicipitaceae.